UGUUAAUACUAAUAACAAUAAUAAAUCAACAAUUCCAAUUUUACAAAAUUAUCAUAUCCUUCAAAAUUCCAAACGUUAAACAUUCAAUGAAGAGAGAGCCUUAUCAACUUCCAACCUUUCAAUAAUUUUUUUUUUCGAAAGUCUCUCUAUAAAUAUAAAUCCCUUCUCCAUUCCAUCUCUUCACACUCAAUCCUUAAAACACUCUCUCCUCUGUUUUCUCUGUUUUCAAUAACAAAGGCAUUGACAAUGAAGAAGAAGUCAUCAUCAUCAUCUCAGGCACAGUAUGAAGAAGAAUCAUCAUCACUUGCACUUGUUCAAAUCGACCCAAAUGAGCCAAUCAACGCACCAAUCGUUUCUUCAUACAACGACAGAAUUCGUCCCUUGCUAGAUGCAGUGGACAAGCUCAGAAACCUCAUGGUUAUGGAUGAAGGGAUCGAACUCCCCACCAUUGUUGUGGUGGGAGAUCAGUCCUCAGGCAAGUCUAGUGUGCUUGAGUCCCUUGCUGGCAUAAGUCUCCCUCGUGGCCAAGGAAUAUGCACGAGAGUCCCUCUCAUUAUGAGGCUGCAACACCAUUCGAAUCCCGAGCCGGAACUGUUCUUGGAGUUCAAUGGGAAAGUGGUAACAACUGAUGAAAAUAACAUCUCUGAAGCCAUUAACAUAGCAACUGAUGAGAUUGCAGGUAGUGGAAAAGGUAUAUCUAAUGCUCCACUGACUUUAGUUGUGAAAAAGAAAGGUGUUCCUGAUUUAACAAUGGUUGAUCUUCCUGGUAUAACUAGAGUACCUGUUCAUGGUCAACCUGAGAAUAUUUAUGAUCAGAUUAGAGACAUUAUUAUGGAGUAUAUACAACCUGAAGCUAGUAUAAUACUCAAUGUGUUAUCUGCUACUGUUGAUUUUCCUACUUGUGAGUCUAUUAGGAUGUCUCAGAGUGUGGACAAAACUGGGGAGAGGACUCUAGCUGUGGUUACCAAAGCCGAUAAGGCCCCCGAAGGGCUUCUUGAGAAAGUUACAGCUGAUGAUGUUAAUAUUGGACUUGGUUAUGUCUGUGUUAGGAACAGGAUUGGUGAUGAGUCUUAUGAGGAGGCAAGGAAGGAGGAAGCUAGGCUGUUUGCAGGGCAUCCUUUGCUUUCGAAGAUUGAUAAAUCGAUUGUUGGUGUACCGGUUUUGGCUCAGAAAUUGGUUCAUAUUCAAGCUUCAAGUAUAGCUAGAAACUUGCCUGAGAUUGUUAAGAAGAUUAAUGAUAAGGUGAAUUUUAAUUUGGCUGAACUUCACAAGUUGCCUAAACAUAUGUCUUCUGUUGCUGAAGCCAUGACUGCUUUUAUGAGAAUCAUUGGUUUUGUGAAAGAAUCUCUUAGGAAGAUUCUUUUGAGAGGUGAGUUUGAUGAGUAUCCCAAUAACAAGAGAAUGCAUUGUACUGCUAGAUUGGUUGAGAUGUUAAACCAGUACAAUGAUGAGCUUCAUAAGUGUACUGAAAGUGAUCACAUGAGAGAUUUUCUAAUGGAUGAGAUAAGGAAUUUGGAGGAAGCAAAAGAGAUUUCACUUCCGAAUUUCUUGCCUCGAGGCUCUUUUCUUACUAUUCUACAAGGUAAGGUGAAUGGAAUUUCUAGCAUUCCUAUUGGUUUUGUUGACAAGUUAUGGGAUUAUGUAGGUGAAGUUUUGAUCACAGUCUUCAUGUAUCAUGUUGAGGAUUACUAUCAGCUUCAGCUGUCUGCAAAGCGAGCCGGUCAUAAUUUGAUCGCGAAAAUGAAGGAAAGGUCUUUGAAUUGGAUGAUGGAAGUGGUUCAGAUGGAAAAGCUGACUGAUUACACUUGUAAUCCUGAUUUUCUUACAGAAUGGAAUAAGCUAAUGUUGCAGAAAGAUGGAUUCAUUCAUAGCAUUUUGCAUGAUGAAAAGAGACCCUUUAAGGUGAAUUUGGAUGGCUUUGGUGAGAUUGAAGUGGAGCACUUAAGGAAGUAUCCUCAUCUUCUACAUCAAGCAUUUGAUUUGAAGAUGAGAAUGAUAGCUUAUUGGAAGAUUGUGCUGAGGAGAUUGGUGGAUUCAAUGGCUCUUCACUUGCAGCAUUCUGUUUUUAACCUUGUCAACAAGGAUUUGGAGAUUGAGAUAGUGACAGAGCUGAUGACCCCUAUUGGCGGCGGCAUUGAGAGGCUUAUGGAGGAAUCGCCUUCGGUUGCUACAAAGCGCUCAAAGCUUACUGGAAGUCUGAAGAAGUUGCAAGAAUGUAAGGGUGUUCUUGCUAAUAUCAUGGACACUGUUGCUUAUGGUGAUUAGGAAAUGUGUUUGUUGGUUUAGAUGGUUUUGUUUUGAUUUUGAACUUGGGUUUUUUAUGUGUCAUCUUAGUCAUGAGUUUUAGUUUUUCUUUAAUCAAAUGUCUUAAACUUCUGUUGGGGUAUUUUAUUGUUUUUGUUUGGAAUGUGUGAAAUUACAGUGAUUUUCCUUCAAUGAAGUUAUAGUUUAUUGUCAUCUUAUAUAUGUGUGCCUUCUACUAAUCCAUUAUUAACAUUUGAUAUAUAUUACAUUGCCUUAUAUUUUGGCCUUUUAGAAAGAACUGUAUUAUGUAUGGAGCUUUUUAUUAGAGCUGCUGUUAAAUAAUCAUUAUCAAUAUUAAUGUGUUCAAAAAAUAAUUGUGCUAAAAGUAUUUAGUGACAAAAAUUAUAAUUCUUAAAUAUAAUUUACUUAAUCGCAACAAUUUUUAUUAGUCUAUAUAUAUAUUUUUUGGCAAAUUGUGACAAACUAUUGACAAUUUGUUUUCACUUACUAUUUUUUAGUAACAACUAAUUUUUUUAGGAUCAAUUAUCGUUUCAAUGGUAUAAUUUAUGAAUGAUAUUCAAGGAUUUUUCAUUUUUUUAAAUGAAAAAUGUAUCAAAGAUUUAGGAGCACAACCUUACCGAAAGAAGAAAAGAAAAGAGCACAAAUACAUGUUAAUAAAUGUUUGACUGAAUCUCUUGAAUUGAAUUGAACUGAAUUAUAUUAGUACUAUACAUGUUUGAUGCAUUACAAAAUUAAAUAAAGUAUACAU
Cannabis sativa is the source of this 3013-nucleotide messenger RNA. Its product is annotated as dynamin-related protein 4C-like. The transcript has a single exon. Gene Ontology annotation, molecular function: GTP binding; GTPase activity; microtubule binding. Bases 247 to 2265 code for a protein of 672 amino acids. Gene Ontology annotation, cellular component: cytoplasm; membrane; microtubule. Lineage: Eukaryota; Viridiplantae; Streptophyta; Magnoliopsida; Rosales; Cannabaceae. The record is from RefSeq and is a predicted model, not a curated record.